GGGCCGCCGCCCGAGGGGAAGCAGUCCCAGCGCAACGCGGCCAACGCGCGGGAGCGGGCGCGGAUGCGGGUGCUGAGCAAGGCGUUCUCCCGGCUGAAGACGAGCCUGCCCUGGGUGCCGCCCGACACCAAGCUCUCCAAGCUGGACACGCUGCGCCUGGCGUCCAGCUACAUCGCCCACCUCCGGCAGCUGCUGCAGGAGGACCGCUACGAGAACGGCUACGUGCAUCCCGUCAACCUGACUUGGCCAUUUGUGGUUUCAGGAAGACCUGACUCUGACACCAAAGAAGUUUCUACUGCCAGCAGAUUAUGUGGAACUACUGCAUAGUCAGACUAAAUUGAGGAUUUCUUGUUGUUGAUCUUUUUUUUUUAAAUGGGUUGGAUAUUUUGAAGAGCUGUGCUUUAUGAGCUCAGGACUAGAAGAUGGGGCAAACCCCUAUCUCUAACAGUGUUAAAUCUGCAUCCCCCAUCAUUCUUUCCCCUUAGGGUUCUGAGGGCAGAUUAUUUAAAGCAGUAAAGAAUGGAGGUGGUUGAAAUUAGAGGCUUUAUGAACUGACUGCAGCAGCUGAAGUCUAAGACUUGGCUUCAUCAUUCUUACCACUGCCUGAGGACCUGCUGUUCUGAGGCUUUUAAACUAAUGGAAGAGGAAUAUAAGGAUAUAGAAUUAACAGCAUGGACCAAAAUACAAUUCUACAAACUAACCCCAAAGUGUUAUUUGUAUUGUAAAGCAAAACAGUAUUUUAAAGUAGCUUUGAAAGUCAGAUAGAUUUAUAAUAUAUUUUGAUGGCUUUUGUAUUCAUGGGUCUGGUUUACUGCAACUAUGCAAUUAGUAAUACUUUUUUUUUUUUUUGUCUCUUUGAUCAGUGUUUUUUUAAAAAUGUGUAAAUUGACACAUUCUGCUACGACCCAUUGGAAUUAAAGUAAUUCAUUUGGUUAUGUAUUGAAAUGGCACAUGUAAGAAUGUGGGACUGUCCCUAGAAAUGUGGUGGAGUUUCUGUGCCUUAAUCUGGGAGGGAAUUCUGCUUACUGUAAGGCCAGGGUGCAUGUGUUGUAAAGAAUGUGUUUGUAUGAUGCUGCAAAAUAACAAGAAUUCACAGUGUUUUAAAUAUUUUUCCUGUACUGUUAUGCUUAUCAUUGAGAAGUUUACUCUCAAGUGAGUUAGUGUGUCUUUUCCUUACAGAUUCAAACGUUGUAAUAAAAGAGGAUGCCAUCAAAUAUGUUGCAAAUGUAAAUAACUCUAUUUUUUUAUAAAUGACAUUAAAAUUCUUGGUUACAAUGACUUACUGGUACUGUGAUAGU
Ficedula albicollis (Collared flycatcher) is the source of this 1298-nucleotide messenger RNA. It is a transcript of the gene MSC, whose product is annotated as musculin. Gene Ontology annotation, molecular function: DNA-binding transcription factor activity, RNA polymerase II-specific; RNA polymerase II transcription regulatory region sequence-specific DNA binding; protein dimerization activity. Gene Ontology annotation, biological process: regulation of transcription by RNA polymerase II; skeletal muscle tissue development. NCBI's taxonomy places the organism in Eukaryota, Metazoa, Chordata, Aves, Passeriformes, Muscicapidae. The record is from RefSeq and is a predicted model, not a curated record. The transcript is spliced from 2 exons. Bases 64 to 327 code for a protein of 87 amino acids.